AUGACGGCUCAACACCUAGAGGAAAUGCGGUCGCGGUACGGGUUUUGCGGCGAGCUAAGGGCGCCAGGACCCGAAGAUCGGCCAUGGCAAGCUCCAGAGGGCUGGGUUACGCUCUACGAGGCGUGGUUCAGUCUUUGUCAUCUCUGGGUACCUCUGCCGAGGUUGCUAACGGACUACGUCGAUCGGCGACAUAUCGCCUUCUCGCAAAUCCUUCCAGCGAGGAUCCGUUUUAUGGUCGCGGCUCUAUUAUUUGGGAGCAAGGUCGGGGUCAACGUCGACUGGCGUUUCUUCGAGGAAAUGACUACCGUCCAGAAGAACAACUCGAUCCCGGGUACCUACACCAUAAAGGCCAGAAAGGAUUGCUCCUUGGUCUAUCCUGUCAAUAGAACGCCGAGCUGGGAGGCGUCACUCUUUUACGCGAAGAUUAACGAAGCGUUGGUCGUCGACACGACCAGAGAUUUUAGAAACGAGUGGAGCAGAAGCAUCGAUCGGAACGUUCAGCUCGACGCGUAUCCAGAGAAUUACCACAAAAACCUUCAGAAGAUUAGGGCUGUUGGGAUACGUCAUUGGCCCGAGAUACAUCGCCGAAGAGUUGAAGCCGCCAUUAUGCGCAUUACAAACGCUAGUUGGAGAAGAGAAAACCUUCUAAGGGAGAGAUCGAUCGAGAUGGCUCCAAUUCAAGUGAACGCGCCUAGCCUUGCUGCACGGCUCAGAGCCAGUCGCGAGAGAGGGGGGAACAGAAACCAGCAGUCCUCUGCUCAAUCGGAAGGCGGGGUCCAAACCCAGAUCGAUGAGCCUGAAGCGGAGGUUUCAGCCGUCGAGGAAACGGAUGAUGCUGCGAGGCAGGCGAGGAAGGAGGCAAAGAAGCAAAAGAGGAAAGAGAAGAAGAAGAAGGAAAAGGAGGAAGCCGAAUCUGCACGACUUGCCGAGGAGAGGAGACAAGCUGAGGCCACCAAAACGGCGGCGAAGGAGAAAAAGAGGAAGCGAUCCUCCGACGAAUUGGACGAGGGCGGUGGUGUUAAUUGUGAGGAGCCCAGUAAGCAGCUGAAGGUUGGUUCCUCUAGCAGCGAUAAGGUUCGGGAGAUCGAUUGGAGCUUUAAAUUUGAUUACCCCGAAUCGGGCGAGCCUUUCGUCAAUAAUGUUGAUAAGUGCGCUGAGCUCUUCGAUUUGAUAAGGGGGUCGACUUCUGAAGUCCCCGUUGGCGAGAAUGCGGCUUUCAAAGACAUGGCGAGCUUCACCUUUAAGUUCAUUGCGAGCUGUAAUCGGACGAGGGGUCAAUAUCACCGUCUCCUCCGGGCCGCUACUACAAAGCUCUGGAACGCUCAAUCCGCCGGCCAGAGAGCCGUAAAUGAGCGUGAUGCUGCAAUUUCCCAGCGGAAGCUGGCCGAGGAGAACUGGCAGGUCGAGAAGAGACACGCCACGCAAUUGGAUGAAGGUGUGAAGACGUUGUCCGACAAGCUCGAGGAACUAAAGGUGGAGAACCAGGAUCUGAUUAACAACCUCCAAACGGUCAACGAGGGGAAGAUUCAGGCUGAGAGGUUGGUUGCUGCUGAGACCAAGUUCUCGGGUCGCAUUGAUCGGCUAAGGACCUUCAUUGCUGAACAAGAGGCCAUUGUGAAGGUGAAGCUCAAUCUUGUCCAGGCUCGAGGUACUCUCGAGUGUCUCGAUAUCCUAAAGGAUAAAGAGAUGACGGAAGCCGAGCUGAUGGCUGAGCUGGAGGCAACCAAACGCGAGUGCGAGCUGAAACUCGAGGGACUCCGCCUUGCUGAUCUUGAGGAAGGUGAUUUGCCUCCACCGUUUCCUGAGACCCCGGAUGGUGGCUCGGACUACAAUGAUGCCAAUGAACAGGAAGAUCGCGAUGAUGGCACUCAGCCUGGGGAGUAA
Eutrema salsugineum is the source of this 1884-nucleotide messenger RNA. RefSeq names its product meiosis-specific protein ASY2-like. The transcript is spliced from 6 exons. The record is from RefSeq and is a predicted model, not a curated record. The coding region runs from base 1 to 1884 and encodes 627 amino acids. NCBI's taxonomy places the organism in Eukaryota, Viridiplantae, Streptophyta, Magnoliopsida, Brassicales, Brassicaceae.